CUCUCGCAUAAAAGCUCGACGCGACCGUCUUGCUCAUCAGACGCACCAAUUUAAAGAGCUGCGCUUUGCCGUCCGGCCGUGAGACCCGGUUGCUUUCGGUUUUGGCGUGAGGCGUCCUGUGCUGCCUGGGAGGUGUUUUCAAAAAAGUAAAAAGUAAAAAAUAAAAAAGACAGAACGAGUAGAAGUCAGUGGCAGUCAAUAGAUUCCCUAAUCAGCAGACUUGGCAGCAGGUGUGAAUUCAUGUCUGUAUUUUCCCCGCAGAUAUACUGCCCAGUGUUUGUGCCCAGCCGAGAUAUGACUGAGGUGAUGAUCAACAGCACCCCCAUGGAGGAUAUGAGGCUCAGCCCCAGCAAGGACAGACUCUCCUUCCAGAUAUUCCCUGACCCCUCAGACUUUGACCGUUGCUGUAAGCUCAAGGAUCGUCUGCCAUCCAUUGUGGUUGAGCCGACAGAGGGAGAAGUCGAGAGCGGAGAGCUUCGCUGGCCUCCAGAGGAGUUCCUGGUCAGUGAAGAGGAGGAGGAGGAGGACGACGACGACGAAGACGAGGAGGAGCACCAUAAUGGCAGCAUCCAAAACGGACAGCCCACAAAGAAUUCUCAGCACUAGAGGCUGUGUUGCAGCACCCACACUCUAUUGUUCUGUUUCUUUCUGAUCGACUCUCCCUUUCACACACUGGUUACACUUCACCUCAGCACUCAGCAGACUCAACUGGCAGACACACAUUCAGUAUCUUGCAAUGCAAUCUCGGUGCCCUCGACACCGAAGCAUCAAACCCACAAGAGAAGCAAUACACACAUGCACACACUUUCUCACACAAUUUAUUCUCCUGGACUGCAAACCCUCCCAAACAAACUUGAAAAGAAUUGACGCGCACACCUCUAACCUACACCUACUUCCUACCAUGCCUACCACCGUGUGUGUCUCGGCCCAGGACGGACGUCCCGUUGCACAGUGGCAGGUCAGUGCUCCAUGGACAGGUCUUACACUGCAGGGGGCUACUACUGCUCUGUACUUUACUCCAAAAUGGCUGGCGUCAUGACCCCAGAGACUUUAUACUCGUAUACAGAACUAUUGUGGUACCCGUGGGGAAUGUCUACAGCACACUGUCCUCACCUGUGUUUCAACCAGUUUCUGGAUUGAUGUUAAUUAUUGUGAUUGCCACUGCCGGCCAUAGAUUUGUCUGUUUCUGAGAGGUGAAUGUUUGUGAUUUGUCUGUUUUUUAGAGAAGUGGCUAUUUUGUGCGAAACGUUACUGGGAUUUUUUUUUUUUUCCCUCUCAUUUGUCUAAAUUAUAUUUUUGUGACUGUCAGCAUUUACAAUAAAAAGGCAGCAUGGUAUAAUUUUCAGGAAGUGAGAAGAAAGUCAAGGGGGGGGGCAGCGUGCCCUAAGUACUUGUGAUAAAUUCUUUGUACAAAGGCUUGUUGGGCAGCAAGUGCACAGUCAUGCUAUGAUCCUCUCAUCACGUCUGCCUCCUGUAAGCCUUGUGACAAACAGUAGUUGAAUGACAAAGCAAAGAUUCUGGCACUGAAAACACAAUGUGACACAAGCAGGUUAUUGUUCAAAAGGAGAGAGCUAAUAAGGAUAGGAAAUUGUAAUUUUUGUAAAAGUAGUUGAUAAAGCAAUGUACAGCCCCAUUAUAUUGUCUAAAAAUACUUGUUCCAAAUGAACGAAAUCCUGAGGCCUAUUUUUUUUUUUUUUUUUUUAAACCCUCGUAUUAGACUAAGAACCACUCUGACCUGUGCACACCUGAACUUUUUGAAAACAGCCGUACAUUUGAAAUCCUGAAGUUCAGCUCACAUGAAAUUCACACUGUAGGACAGAGUUCAUAAACAAGGAUAUAGGCAAUGUCUGAAAAAGCAUUACUCUUUAAUCACAAUAAAAUUAGCCCUGAUGUUUGCCAAAAACUUUUAAUGGGAAAUCUCAUUUGCUCUCUGGUAUUAAUGUCUGUCAUUAUGUUGCCUGCAAUUUCAAAAGGUGGUGGGUUUUUGUUUGUUUUUUUCACUCUUUAAAUUGCAAGUUAUUGUUUGUGAAACAAGUCUUGUCAAUUUGUGGAUAGGAUUUCACUUUUUGUGUACACAAUCUGAAAUACUGUUGUAUUAACAUGACUGAUAUAUGUCGCUUUUGUAAUUUCUCAUUUGAGUGGCAUUAGGGCUGUGUACAGAACAUCUCUCUCUUUCUCCUGUCUGUCACCCACAGGUCCCACAUUGUUUUUGUAAAGCUCAGGGAGAUUAGCCGCCAUCUUUCUCUUGUUUUUUUUUGUAUUUAGACCACUUUUCUCUGUGACAGUUACAGAGGCUGUAAAUAAACAUUUGAAUUUACUUAUC
This is a messenger RNA of Xiphias gladius (swordfish), 2323 nucleotides long. It is a transcript of the gene lbh, whose product is annotated as LBH regulator of WNT signaling pathway. The transcript has 3 exons. Gene Ontology annotation, biological process: positive regulation of DNA-templated transcription. Lineage: Eukaryota; Metazoa; Chordata; Actinopteri; Istiophoriformes; Xiphiidae. The record is from RefSeq and is a predicted model, not a curated record. The coding region runs from base 241 to 606 and encodes 121 amino acids. Gene Ontology annotation, cellular component: nucleus.